Molecule: messenger RNA, 2301 nt
Organism: Parastagonospora nodorum SN15
Lineage: Eukaryota; Fungi; Ascomycota; Dothideomycetes; Pleosporales; Phaeosphaeriaceae
Exons: 5
Coding region: 1-1755 (584 amino acids)
Biological process (GO): intracellular signal transduction; peptidyl-serine phosphorylation
Molecular function (GO): protein serine/threonine kinase activity; ATP binding
Source: RefSeq, a predicted model, not a curated record
AUGGGUCAGAGCAACGGAAAGCCCGUCGUCUUCACCGACCAAGUGAACCUCAACCACUUCCGCCUGCUGCGAGUCGUCGGCAAGGGCGCCUUCGGAAAAGUCCGCAUUGUCGAGCGAAAAGACACGGGCCUCACCUUUGCGCUCAAGUACAUACGGAAAGAUGAAGUCGUACGGUCCGAGAGUGUGCGCAACAUUAUUCGCGAGCGCCGCAUGCUCGAGCACCUCAACCACCCCUUCCUGUGCAAUCUGCGCUACAGCUUCCAGGACAUCGAGUAUCUGUACGUCAGCCUGUUCGAUAAGCCCCCCACGUCGAGACUAACCCGCCGCAGCUACAUCGUCGUCGAUCUGAUGAACGGCGGCGACCUGCGCUUCCACAUCUCGCGCAAGACCUUCACCGAAGAGGCUGUGCGCUUCUGGAUAGCACAGCUGGGAUGCGCUGUGCGGUACAUCCACCAGCAGGGCAUCGUGCACAGGGACAUCAAGCCCGACAAUGUGCUCCUCGACUCGGAAGGCCAUGUCCAUCUGGCAGACUUUAACGUCGCAUCCGACUUCACCCCGCACAAGCCCCUGACCAGCAAGUCCGGCACCCUCGCCUACCUGGCCCCCGAGGUCUACGAGGGCAAGGGGUACUCGUGUGAGGUCGACUGGUGGUCACUCGGCGUGCUCUUCUACGAGUGCAUCUACAACAAGCGACCCUUCGAGGCUGGCAGCCACGACUCCUUAGCCGCUAAGAUCCUCAAAGGCGAACCCACUUAUCCCGUCACGAGCCCGCCCGUGUCGAUGCCGUGCUUACACGCCAUCAGUUCGCUGCUGGAGAAGAACAGGAGGAAGCGCAUUGGUGCCAUCAGCUUCGAGUCGUUCACCGACAACCCCUUCUUCCGCCCCCUGGACUUUGAGGCCUUGGAACGCAAAGAAAUUGACCCUGUCUUCAUUCCUUCGAGCGACAAGACCAACUUCGACGCGACAUACGAUCUGGAGGAGUUGCUGCUAGAAGAGGCACCGCUCGAGGCACGAGCACGGAGACAGAAGCCCAGAGAAGCAUUGAAAGAUGACGCCACCGAUCAGGAAAUUCGUGCGGAAGAGCUGCACAGGAUGAUCGAGACCCUCUUCGAGCCGUUCAACUACACUACAGUCGCUGACCAACGCCCAAUCGCUAUUGCUGUCACAGAUCCCGUCGACUCAGUGGGCGGAUCAAGAACGAGCGGCCAUAGCAAUAGCGAAACCACACCAGCAUCCACCACAUCCCAGCAAGAUCCCUGGGGCCGUCCACUCGCGACAACGAAAUCUCAAGACGUCGACAUUCACGGAACUCGCUCGACGACCACCGCGCGCUCUACGACUCAGUCCCCAAGCGGCAGCCCUCCGCUGCCCACGACUGCACUCCACCAGGCCGGCACGGCCGGCACGGCCGACUCUCCCACGUCUCAGCGCGGUGAGCGUGCGGAUUACUUUCCCGCGGACGGUUCCGAGCCAGUGCCGCCUUCAUUCUCUCGCCCCAUGAACACUCGCCCACGUGGCUCACAACGGAGCACCAGCAUGGGCGGAGGCGUACAGGUAGUCCUCAACGAAACCGGUUCGUGGUCUGAAAUGGCUAACCAGAGCUCUGCGCUUGUACAGAACCCUCAAACUGCUGAGAAGCCAUCUGGCAUGCUUGGUUUUCUGAGCCGUAAGAAGGGACGAGACAGGAGUCCCAAGGCGAAAGAGAGGGGUGUACUAGGCAAGGAGGGCGCUCGGGUCAUCAUCAGCAACACUUGAACCUCGCCCGCUGCAUCGCCUAUGGCUGCGUGCGCAGCUCGACGAAUUCCCUUACUCUGACAUCAUACCCUCCGAAGUCGAUUUCAUUGCGCGGCGUUCUGGCGUUGUUCCGGACAUUUCUAUACCAUGUCGCAACAUUUGUUCAACACUCGACCGACGCUUCGUCUUCGAGACUGCAUAUAUUUGCAUAUACCGCGACCUCCCCUGGUGUAUGGGAUCAGAGUUUAACCAGGAUGAUAUCACAGCGGAUCCGGCUGCUAGGCUGGUCGCGUCGCAAUAUCCAAGAUGAGGAUACUAGAGGAGGGGGACUAUAGAGUGAUUUAGGGAGCGGCUAUCUAUGGGGAGGCUGUUGUAUUUGUAUAUGUGACGAAGAAGAGUCAGACACAGACAUGAUUCAAGAGGACCUAACGCAUUAUUUUGGAAGAAUCCACGAGCAUUUAUUGUCCCGCAACGCGAUAAACAUUGGACAGGCCACUUAGUCGUCACAUUUGUUUUGGUAGACAGACAUUCAUCAAAUACCCAACCAUUUUUACAGUCCACCAAGAU